AUGCUAUGUGUGAGCGGUGAACGAAUAGAAGUUGGCAGCGGUGGUCAGACGUUAAAACGUUCAUUUGCCAGAAAAUACUGUAUCCCUUCCGAUAUCCAUUUGGACUCAAUCAGAAGCCAUCUCGAUCACAACGGAGUUCUCAUCAUCACCGGUUCACGACGUGGUUGGAAAGAGACGCAUAUCAGUGUACAUUCAGCAGGAGACUACGGCCGUAAUGACUCAAUUAUCAGUACCGUGUGA
This is a messenger RNA of Ostertagia ostertagi, 240 nucleotides long. Lineage: Eukaryota; Metazoa; Nematoda; Chromadorea; Rhabditida; Trichostrongylidae. The record is from the annotation of a GenBank genome assembly.